Molecule: messenger RNA, 2820 nt
Organism: Entrophospora sp. SA101
Lineage: Eukaryota; Fungi; Glomeromycota; Glomeromycetes; Entrophosporales; Entrophosporaceae
Source: the annotation of a GenBank genome assembly
AUGGCUAUACUGACUUUAUGGUAUUUUCAAGCAUACCUCUCGGAUUUAUCCUCUAAUCCAUCCUCACCUGCCUUUACCGUCUGCAAAAGAGUCAUAAACAAAUGCCAAUCAAUAGUAUUUGAAGGGACUCAAAGCGAUGAUCAAAAAUCCAUUACUGAUCCUGGAAUAUCCUCUAAAAAAGUUAAGGAAAACGUUCUUCCGGCUCUUGUUGGAAUUGGUGCCAUGGUUGCUGGUAUAUUCGCACCAUCUUUAAUGAAAAGUGCUGGCCAAAUUGCUAUAGCACAAGGUAGAAGAGCAAGAGGUUUUGAAAUCAAUCUAGAAAAUCUUCCACCAUCUGAUGAUAAUGAUGAGUUACAAAAGCACGAAAUUGGUUCAACAUAUUUAUCAACUGAUGAUGACUCAAAUACAGAUGAACAAUUUAAUCAAAAAUCAGUAAAAUUUUCAAAAAAAAAUCUUUUAAGGUCUUCAUCUUCAUCUUUUCCUCAUCGUAACGGAGUAAAUCUAAAGCCUUUAACAUCUCCAUCACUUGAUGAUUUGCAUAAAGGAAGUUUGAUGAGAAGAAAUAACAAGUUUAGACCGCAAUCUGUAGAUCUUACUACAAACUUUAAAAAAAAAUUCUUUUUUAACGAGGUUGUUGACAAUGACGAUGAAAUAUUCACAGUUUAUCGUACCUCGACAGAAUUCUCUGAUGACGCCUUGCUUGAUGAAAUAGAAGAAUAUGGCCCAGAAAGACAAAGGCGUCUUCUCAAAGGAAAUUACUUCAAUUCAGAAUUGCAGUUCUUAUUAGCUUUGCAAGAUAUUUCUUCAAGAUUAAUUAUUGUUCCAAAAAAAGCAAGGCAAAGUGCUUUAGAAGCAGAAUUAACCAUAUUAAAUCACAGUUUACCAGCAGAAAUUUGUAUACCAUUAUGGUGUCCCGCUUCCUCCGAAAAACCAUAUCAUCACCGAGUACUUAGGAUAUCUCCAUCUGAUGCAGUAGUUUUAAAUUCAGCAGAACGGGUACCUUACUUGUUAAUGGUAGAAGUUCUUGAGGGUGAAAUGAAUAUUGAUAUGGCUAAAUUACAAAGGCAAAAAUCCUUGCAUCGUCUUUUUCACGAAGAAAAGUCAAAACGUCUAUCAAUCGAGCUUCCCCCCGCGGCUACUGAUCCAAAGCAAACUCAAGAUGAUAACACUGAAAUUGGUACUGAAAUUCCCUCUGAAAGUAUUAAGAAUCUUCAAAAUGGCGACGAUAAUGAAAACCAAACUACAUCAUCAAAGUCUUCUAAAAGAACCGCGUCGAUUGAUAAAUUAAUUAUGUCAGCACCUAAUUUAAAUACCAUUGUUGAAUCUGAUUCUAAUGAUGAUCCAAUUUCAAUUCCCUCUGAAACAUCGUUAACUAUUUCAUAUACGCCUACUUCUCCAACACUUCCUGAAUCGAAUAGUGAAUACUUAAAAGAAGUCAUAAAUCGUAGACAGUCAAAUUCAGCUGAUGAAUUUGCAGAAAAAAUGCAAGAUGAAAAACGCGUUUUGAGUGCUGUAAACAGAGAUGAUCCAAGUGCCGCUGUAUUUCGAGAAGAUUGGAAUACUAAGAGAGAACGUAUUCGUAAGGCAUCUCCUUUUGCUACAUCAUCAAAGUCUUCUAAAAGAACCGCGUCGAUUGAUAAAUUAAUUAUGUCAGCACCUAAUUUAAAUACCAUUGUUGAAUCUGAUUCUAAUGAUGAUCCAAUUUCAAUUCCCUCUGAAACAUCGUUAACUAUUUCAUAUACGCCUACUUCUCCAACACUUCCUGAAUCGAAUAGUGAAUACUUAAAAGAAGUCAUAAAUCGUAGACAGUCAAAUUCAGCUGAUGAAUUUGCAGAAAAAAUGCAAGAUGAAAAACGCGUUUUGAGUGCUGUAAACAGAGAUGAUCCAAGUGCCGCUGUAUUUCGAGAAGAUUGGAAUACUAAGAGAGAACGUAUUCGUAAGGCAUCUCCUUUUGGUAAUCAUCCUAACUGGCGUCUUUUUUCUGUUAUUGUUAAAACAGGAGCAGAUUUGAGACAAGAACAAUUAGCAUGUCAGUUAAUCAAGGAAAUGGAAAGAAUAUGGCAAAAAGACCAUGUUAAUGUGUGGGUUAAAUAUUAUCGAGUUUUAGUUACUUCUGAUCAUUCUGGUUUAAUUGAAACAAUACAAAAUUCUAUUUCGAUCCAUUCAAUUAAAAAAGAUGCUUAUGCUAAAAGAUUAAACGAAAAAGGAUUUGUAUUCACACUAUUUGAUUAUUUCGUCAAGACAUAUGGAGAUGUGACCUCUGAAGCUUUUUUGCGUGCUCAAGAUAAUUUUAUGAGAAGUUUGGCCGCAUAUUCUUUAGUGAGUUAUAUUUUACAAGUAAAAGAUCGCCAUAAUGGUAAUAUUCUUGUGGAUACUGAAGGUCAUUUAAUAUACAUUGAUUUUGGAUUUAUGCUUUCAAAUUCACCUGGUUCUGUUGGAUUUGAAUUGGCACCAUUUAAGUUGUCUCAGGAAUAUUUAGAUAUUUUGGGUGGUUUAAACAGUGAAAAGUUUUUAGAAUUUAAGUCAUUAUUAAAACAAGCAUUUAAUGUGUUAAGAAAGCAUGCUGAUAACAUUGUCUCGUUGGUUGAAAUGACGUCUAAAGAUUCGAAACUUCCAUGUUUUCUCUCCGGAGAAGCAACUUCUUCUCAUCUUAAAGAUCGAUUUCAAUUAACACUUACUCAACCGCAAUUUGACGAUUUUGUUGAAAAGUUGAUUAUGUCAAGUUGUUGUAAUGCGGAAACAGCAGCAGCAAUGGAUUAUGAUUUAAAAUCCAAGGAUGUUUCGAUACUUCCUCCAAAACAAUUGCGGCCAGAUUUUUGA